Haliaeetus leucocephalus (bald eagle) is the source of this 807-nucleotide messenger RNA. RefSeq names its product HLA class II histocompatibility antigen, DM beta chain. Bases 2 to 769 code for a protein of 255 amino acids. The transcript has 6 exons. Gene Ontology annotation, cellular component: MHC class II protein complex; membrane. Lineage: Eukaryota; Metazoa; Chordata; Aves; Accipitriformes; Accipitridae. The record is from RefSeq and is a predicted model, not a curated record. Gene Ontology annotation, biological process: antigen processing and presentation of exogenous peptide antigen via MHC class II; immunoglobulin production involved in immunoglobulin-mediated immune response; immune response. Gene Ontology annotation, molecular function: MHC class II protein complex binding.
AAUGCUGGGCUUGGCGCUGAGCUGCCGGGGGGCAGGCGCCUUCCUGGUGCACGUGGCCAGCUCCUGCCCGCUGGCCAACAACGGCUCCGUGCUGGAUUUCGACUUCGCCCUCGUCUUCAACAAGAACCCGCUGGUCUGUUACGAGCCCGACGCCCGGCGCUUUACUGCCUGCGACUGGGGGCUGCUCCGUCCCUACGCCACGGUCCUUGCCGCCAUCCUCAACAACGGCACCGCCUGGGUGCAGCGCGCCGAAGCCCGGCGCCGGGCUUGCCGCGACCUGGCCCCCCGAUUCUGGUCCUCCACGGCGCUGCGGCGGACACCCCCUCAAGCCCGCAUCAUCUCCUCCAAGACCAGCAACACCAGGGCAUCCGUCCUCCUUACCUGCCACGUCUGGGGCUUCUACCCCGCCGAGGUGACCGUCAGUUGGCUGCACAACGGGAACGUCGUGGGCCCCGGUGACCACCCCCCCACCUCCGCCAUCCCCAAUGGCGACUGGACCUACCAGACGCAGGUGACCUUGAUGGUGGCCCCGACAGCCAGGGACACCUUCGCGUGCGUGGUGCAACACGUCAGCCUGGAUAAGCCCCUCCUGGAAGAGUGGAGUCCCGGCUUGUCCCCGGGGUUGACAGCGAAGGUGGCCGUGGCCACGGUGCUGAUGGUGUUGGGGCUCAGCUUCUUCGUCGUCGGUGUCUACUGCUACCGGGGCAAGCCACCGGCACCGGGUUACACUCCCCUCCCUGGAGACACCUACCCCGCAGGAAGCAUCUGAGGACCCCCAGGACAGUGACCUCCUGGCCCUGACAGUCC